GAGUGAUUGACGGCCAUUUUAUGUGCACUGAUAACUCCUGUAAUGUUGUCCUAAGUAACUGUGAGGAAUUUCUCACACAGGAAGACGUUGUUAAAGCUAAAAAUCGUGACACUAGUGAGGCUGUGAACAUCAGAACACUAGGACUGGCUAUAGUCCCUGGGGAUCAAAUACUAACAAUAUCAGUCCAGGACACAUUGUUAUCCAAUGAAUUACUAGAACACAUCAGCAGUAGUAAUAAUACCACUGCCAGUAGCAGUGAGACUAGUAUCAGUUCAUGAUGUAAAAAUAUUCAUGAUUCUUUUUAAACUAAAAUUAUUUUGCACAAAAUUAAGAAUAAGUACAGAGCCAAUUACAAAAAUUGGUAUAUGGGUAUUUGACUAAAGGCCUCAUAAUAAAUUUUAUUUCAUUUUAGAUCAAAAAUGGCUCAAAUUUUUACUUUCAAAGUAAAUUUUUGUAUUUAUAGAUCUAAUACCACAUAAUAAUAGGUAAUAGGUAGGUGCGGUCACACGUGUAUCAGAAUCAUAUCAGAAGAGUUUCAUACUCUUUUAUUCGCUUUUCUCCCUCUUUCUCUCACUCCAUCAUGCUCAAUCAUCCUUAUUUAACAGCUGUAAGACCAUGGACCCUGUCCGCCUCCCUCACUCCAGUAUUAUUAGGAGCAGUACUUAGCUAUCAAUCCCACCAUCAGUUCUCUCUCCUCCUAGCACUAGUAACUGUCCUUACAGUGCUCACAGUACAUGGGGCUGGUAACCUCGUCAAUACAUACUUUGAUUACAUGCAGGGGGUGGAUCCACGGGCCGCUGGUACCGAAGACAGGACACUGGUCGACCGGCACCUGGAGCCGACGCAGGUCGUUAAUCUAGCCGCCUACUUGUAUGGUUGUGGAAUGUUGGGUCUAUGGGCUUUAAUGGUGUUAUCUCCGGCUCAAAGUUACCUAAUCGCUGGAUUGUUCUUCGGUGGUUUAUCAGGAUCAUUCCUAUACACGGGAGGCAUUGGAUUAAAAUAUUACAUAUUAGGAGACCUUUUAGUCAUCAUUACCUUUGGACCACUGGCAGUUCUAUUCUCUUACGUCAUCCAAUGUGGACACUUCUCUCUAUCUCCUCUCCUCUUAGCCGUCCCACUAGCUCUCAACACUGAAGCCAUCAUGCACAGUAAACAUACCAGGGACAUAUCUGCUCAUAAAGAGGUUGGACUCGUCUCUUUAGCUGUUAUCCUUGGUGAACAAGGCUCCUACUUUCUCUUUGCCCUCCUCCUCUUCUGCCCUUAUUUCAUAUUCUUCUAUUGGAUGAUCCAGUACUCGCUGCCGUUGGGACUUCCUCUUGUUACAAUGCCUUAUGCAUUUAGUUUGGAGAGGGUUUUUCGCGAGAGUAAUUGCCGUCACAGUAUCUCGCGUCAACUCGCUGGUCUUAAUCUCACUCUAGGACUGCUACAAGUGAUUGGAUGCUGUUUCUCUAAUUAUGUACCAUAUUCAGUUCGCUGACUGUUACAAUAGUUUUUAAAAGAUAGUUUUAUUUAUUAUCAUUGUAACAUUUACUAAUAGAUUGUCUGAGUGCAUUGAUUUAAUGCACUGUUGUACAAUAGCAAAAUUGUAUUCCUAAA
Amphimedon queenslandica is the source of this 1596-nucleotide messenger RNA. Its product is annotated as ubiA prenyltransferase domain-containing protein 1 homolog. Bases 581 to 1477 code for a protein of 298 amino acids. Lineage: Eukaryota; Metazoa; Porifera; Demospongiae; Haplosclerida; Niphatidae. Gene Ontology annotation, molecular function: prenyltransferase activity. Gene Ontology annotation, biological process: menaquinone biosynthetic process; vitamin K biosynthetic process. The record is from RefSeq and is a predicted model, not a curated record. The transcript is spliced from 2 exons. Gene Ontology annotation, cellular component: Golgi membrane; endoplasmic reticulum.